This is a messenger RNA of Pelmatolapia mariae (spotted tilapia), 621 nucleotides long. RefSeq names its product progranulin-like. Lineage: Eukaryota; Metazoa; Chordata; Actinopteri; Cichliformes; Cichlidae. The transcript has 3 exons. Gene Ontology annotation, cellular component: extracellular region. Bases 1 to 621 code for a protein of 206 amino acids. The record is from RefSeq and is a predicted model, not a curated record.
AUGUUGAGGAUCACUCUGUGUUUGUCAUUCGGUGUGUUUCUGUGGGGAUUUGCUUCAUGCUCUAUCAUGUGUCCUGAUGGGAGUACUUGUCCAGACACCGCCACCUGCUGCAAGGCUAACAUUGGCUUUGCCUGUUGUCCCCAUGUACAUGCCAUGUGCUGUGCCGACCUGCUCCACUGCUGCCCUUCAGGAUAUCGCUGUAACCUGGUUACCAUGAAAUGUCAGAAAUUAGACCAGCCGUGGCUGACCAUACCCAUGGUGAAGAAGGAUGCUGCAGAGAAACCAGCCCCCCCUGAACUGCCUGGAACUCCACUCCAGGAGCUGAAAGAGAGCCAUGUCCCAGAUCAAAUAAAGAGUUCAGUGGUCUACUGUGACAGUUACACCUACUGUCCUGAUGGCACUACUUGCUGCAGACACCCAAAAGGAGGCUGGACCUGUUGUCCCUACUCUCCUGGCAAAUGUUGUCUCGAUGGCUACCACUGCUGUCCAGUUGGAUUUGACUGUGACCACACCUACACGCACUGUGUGAGGGAAAAACUCACAUAUACUUUCCUCCGCAAGCCAGCACUACCUUCAGGACCUGCGUCCUUCAUCCCAACUUCAGAGGAAGACGACAAUUAG